AUGGUACUGGACAAAAGUCCAUUCGAGGAUAGCAUGAUUGAGGACAUGUCCUUCGAGGAUGCAGGCUUACAGGCCUCGUCAUUCUUGAAUUCCAGUCGGGCAUCGCCCUUUCCUGCUUCGGAGAUUAUCGAUUUAUCUUCUGAUAGUUGGCUGCAAGAUUUUGUUCCUGCGCAGCCCUCGGAUAUGGAUCCAGACAACAGUCUUCUUCAGACGAUUUGUGUCAACCAGGCGAAGCCAGAAAAUAUCUUCCCUGCUUCUCAGAUGGACAUUCACGACCUAAAUAACACAAUGGGCGUUGUAGAUACUUCUCCACAAUUGCCAAGCCAGUCGCUUUUGAUGGACUGUUAUCCCACCGGCAGUGUCCUUAUUCCGAAUGAUGAGGGACCAGACUUCGUUCAGGCUAUGCCCCGGCUCCAUUCUUCAACAUUUAUGGAGCAUCCCAUGAGCGAAUAUCAGCCGUGGGCACAAACUCUCUCCCCCUCAAUUGAACCUUUACCGAAUAGGCCAUCUGUCGAAAGCGAAACAAUGGAACUUCCGGCACAGAUCAAGACUGAAACACGUAUUCGCGAAUAUAAGCUUCCGUCCAAUGACCACAGAGCCAAACCCCAUGUAUUAAGCGCCGACGGGUCUCGUCAAUACCAGUGUCAGUGUCAUGAGCAAGCAGUUCGAGAGCUUAUGCAGAUGAAUUUGCUUGUCUAUCGCACGGAGUCAACCAUUACCAUCGAUUCGAUUCUCAGCUGCCAGCGUGUGUUACAGCAAUUGGCGGAGACGGUCCUCCGGUGUGGUAUCUGUUCGAAAACGAUGGUCAAUCUUCUUAUGGUCGUUGUCGUAAGCAUCGAUAGUCUGGUGGGAACGCUUGAAAGAAUCACAUUGGUUGAGAACGGGUUGGCAGAAGGGAUGUUUCACGAGCAGCAAAUUGCUGGCAGACCCGAGUACUCCCGAGCUUCCAAAGGCGGACAGUCAAAAGAGGUUGGGAAUCGUUUCAAUUUGCAAGUUGAAGCCUGCCCUUUGCUGGUGGGUGGCUUUUGUGUUCCCUCAGAUGAGAAAUUUUCCUUUGUUCAUCAGGUGUUGCAUGCUAGGUUGUCUGGUUUGUUGGGCACUGUUCGCCGCAUUCAAUUCUGCACCCAGGAGAUGUUGGCCGUCUCAGCAUCACAGGGUAAACUAAUCAUGAUCAUGGAGACGGAUCGGAAGCUGCGGUUGGUCAUGAUGAAAAUGAAAAUGCUCACUGGGUAA
Molecule: messenger RNA, 1233 nt
Organism: Aspergillus affinis
Lineage: Eukaryota; Fungi; Ascomycota; Eurotiomycetes; Eurotiales; Aspergillaceae
Product: C6 zinc finger domain protein
Exons: 2
Coding region: 1-1233 (410 amino acids)
Source: RefSeq, a predicted model, not a curated record